UCGGCAUCUGUAGAUAAAUAACAGACAGACAGAGAGGGGCUGGUUUAAAUGGUUUGUCUGUUGUAGUUGUGUGAUGGUUAAACUGGUAUAGGCUCAGCAUUUAGUGAUUGGAUUAUUUGUCAGAUGUUGGAAAGCGCAAUGACAAACCCAGUGUUCAGGGUUUUUCUCUCUGCUGUGCUCGUGUAUCAGGCUCUUUCCACUGAAUCAGGUUGUGAUGGAUCUGAAUGCGGCAAAAAUGCGCUUUCGGAAAAGCCAAAGAACGCGGAGUUUCUGAAGAAGUUUAAUGAAAUGAACAUGCACACGCAGACGCCGCAACGCGCGCAUCGCAACGCGCAGGCCGCGUUACCUUUUCUUGGACUCACUGGAGUUGCUAAACAAAGUCGUACCUGCUGUAAAAACGGAGGGACUUGUAUUCUGGGAAGUUUCUGCGCCUGUCCGAAACACUUCACGGGCCGAAGCUGUGAAUAUGACGAGAGAGCCAGGGACUGUGGGAUUAUUCCACACGGUGAGUGGGUACAGAAGGGAUGUUCGUACUGCCGGUGUGGUUAUGGACUUCUGCAUUGUUUUCCUCAUGUCUUCAACAAUGACUGCGAUGACUCUGAGGAGGUUCGGUGGUAUCGUUCAGAUGGUCUCAGAUUGUUGUCCUCUCUGUGUGUUGUGUGUUCGGCUUUGAUUUUACCCUUUCUAUUGUAAACGGUGAACUGUGUGAAUCGUUUUCUUAACCAGCUUUUGUAUGAACCGUAAAAGACUUUUAUUUGAAAUGUUUUUGUGGUUGUUUAGGGCAUUUAUUGGUGGCACUGAAAUGCAUUUUGCUUCCAGUGGAAGUUUUCCUAUAGCUGUGUUUAAAAGCAACUGUUUCGUGAAGGAAUAUUGUAUAUAGGAUUUAUAUAGAAAAUAUAUUGUGUUUGUGUCAGUGCUGAGCCGGCCAUAAAGAUUUUUGUUAUUUUCUAUGUCUCUGUAUACAUUUAUUUUACCAUAGAGUGCAAUUUCCACCUAGUUUAUCAUCAUACAUGUACUUGACAGCAAGUGAGAGUUGUUUUUUAUUUUGGUAACGUCCUAAUUUGUUCUCUAAACUUUCGUUUGCUGUUCUUGUCAAUGGAGAGAAAGUCUGAUAACGCCCAGAUAUCUCUGAUUGUUGACCUUUCGGCUAUUUUCUCUUAUCUUAUAUAAACAAGUAGUCGGCCAAUCAAUCUCACCGCAGCAGCGACUAUCUUGACCUUCUAGAGUUGGGUGCAGAUUUUGAUGAAUUUGAAUGAAUUUGUCUCAUCCAAUUAAAACUCACAUCAAUAACUACA
This is a messenger RNA of Misgurnus anguillicaudatus (oriental weatherfish), 1295 nucleotides long. RefSeq names its product teratocarcinoma-derived growth factor 1 (gene tdgf1). The record is from RefSeq and is a predicted model, not a curated record. NCBI's taxonomy places the organism in Eukaryota, Metazoa, Chordata, Actinopteri, Cypriniformes, Cobitidae.